AUGGCUCGUCCAAAGAGAGGGGUUAGGUUCCCCAAUCGCAACGGCUCUGAUGGACGAAGAUCAAGCUUCAGCAGCGAGGAUGGUGGCUCUCCCACCAAGCUCAAGUCCCAAUCCUCGGGACAGCUGGAAACAGUGGACGAGCCCUCACAGAAGCAGCCAGCAGUUAGCGAAAAGCAAGCCGAGUACGAAAAGAAAAAGGCCAACUUCAUAACGCGCACUUUCUGGACCUUUGUCAUGUUUGCGCUCUUCUUCGCCGCGCUCUUCAUGGGCCACAUCUACAUCAUCUGCAUCAUCACCGCUGUCCAGAUCGUCUCCUUCAAAGAAGUCAUCGCCAUUGCCAAUGUUCCCAGCCGUGCCCGCUCCCUACGAUCUACUAAGAGUCUCAACUGGUACUGGCUGGCGACUACCAUGUACUUCCUCUAUGGCGAGACGGUCAUCUACUACUUCAAGCAUAUCAUUCUGGUUGACAAGGUCCUGUUACCUCUGGCCACUCACCACCGCUUCAUCAGCUUCAUUCUCUAUGUGUUCGGCUUCGUCUUCUUUGUCACAUCUCUCCAAGCUGGACACUACAAGUUUCAGUUCACCAACUUUGCCUGGACACACAUGGCUCUGUACCUCAUUGUGGUCCAGGCUCAUUUCAUCAUGAACAAUGUCUUUGAGGGCAUGAUCUGGUUCUUCCUGCCCGCUGCUCUGGUCAUCACCAACGAUAUCUUUGCUUACAUCUGCGGUAUCCUUUUCGGACGCACCCAGCUCAUCAAACUGUCUCCCAAGAAGACCGUCGAGGGUUUCGUCGGUGCUUGGAUCAUGACCAUCAUUUUCGCCAUGCUCCUCUCCAGCAUCAUGAUGCGAUCCAAGUAUUUCAUCUGCCCUGUUAACGACUUGGGCGCCAACAUCUUCACUGGUCUUCAGUGUGACCCCAACCCGGUCUUCCUUCCCAAGACCUACGAGCUACCCGAGUUGUUCUUCCUCCCCGAUACUGCGAACUUCUCCGUUACUAUUGCUCCCAUGCAGAUUCAUGCCCUCAACUUGGCUACCUUUGCCUCUCUGAUCGCUCCCUUUGGCGGAUUCUUCGCUUCAGGUCUCAAGCGCACUUUCAAGAUCAAGGACUUCGGCGACUCUAUCCCCGGACACGGAGGUAUCACUGACCGCAUGGACUGCCAGUUCAUCAUGGGUUUCUUCGCUUACAUGUACUUCCACACCUUCAUUGCCAUCCACAAGGUCAGCCUUGGCAGCGUUCUGGAGACCGCAAUCACCAGCCUCAACCCCGAUGAGCAACUCGAGCUCGUCAAGGGAAUGGGCCAUUAUCUCCGAAACCAAGGCAUCCUAGCUGAAGACGUAAGUGCCUGCUUCUAA
This is a messenger RNA of Fusarium oxysporum Fo47, 1353 nucleotides long. Its product is annotated as phosphatidate cytidylyltransferase. Bases 1 to 1353 code for a protein of 450 amino acids. Lineage: Eukaryota; Fungi; Ascomycota; Sordariomycetes; Hypocreales; Nectriaceae. Gene Ontology annotation, cellular component: endoplasmic reticulum membrane. The transcript has 3 exons. Gene Ontology annotation, molecular function: phosphatidate cytidylyltransferase activity. The record is from RefSeq and is a predicted model, not a curated record.